GUUGACAAACUCGCGUGUCUGGAAAUGAAUUUCAUUAGGACUUCACUUUUAAUCGUUUUAUGCAUAGUUUUAAUCGGUGAGAGACAAAUAUUCGCCGCGAAAGUUAGCCGAAAUGCUACGGCAAAUAUUUCAAACCGAGCAAAAAUUAUCGGUGGUCGGAAAACAACAAUUGCUAAUAUGAAAUAUUUAGUAAAUCUACGGAAAGAUGGUAGAUUUGUAUGUGGAGGAGCACUUGUGAAACCACAAUUUGUGGUAUCGGCAGCACAUUGUGUGAAAGGCGUGGCAUUACGGCGAUUUACUGUACACGCCGGAAGUUCGUAUCUUGAUAGAGGUAGUGUGACAAGAAAAAUUAUUAAAGCUGCUAUACCAAAAUCGUUUACUAUGACAAGAAUGAGAAAUGAUGUGGCAGUUUUAAAAUUGGGCAGCCCAUUAACGGGCGAAAAUAUUGGAACAAUAAAUUUAUGUUCGGGCGGUGUAAAUGUUGGAAGAAGUGUUCAAGUGUCCGGUUGGGGUGUAACGAAAUCGGGUACUUCAAGGACAUCGAAUCAAGUAAAGACUGCAACUCUAAAAAUUAUAAGUAAAAGCAGAUGUACUAAGAGAUAUAGAAGACAAGCAGUAUUGUCAAAAUCUAUGAUGUGUGCACGUUGGAAAGGUAGAGAUACAUGUCAGGGUGAUUCUGGCGGCCCACUGGUUUAUAAUGGCGAACUAUGUGGCAUAACCUCUUGGGGUAUUGGCUGUGCAAAUCGAGCAUAUCCUGGUAUAUAUACAAACGUUAAUGUUGUACGAGGAUUUAUACAAAAGAAUAUGAAAUAA
Molecule: messenger RNA, 813 nt
Organism: Teleopsis dalmanni
Lineage: Eukaryota; Metazoa; Arthropoda; Insecta; Diptera; Diopsidae
Product: seminase-like
Exons: 1
Coding region: 25-813 (262 amino acids)
Biological process (GO): proteolysis
Molecular function (GO): serine-type endopeptidase activity
Source: RefSeq, a predicted model, not a curated record